Messenger RNA from Etheostoma cragini (Arkansas darter), 979 nucleotides. Its product is annotated as NXPE family member 3-like. The record is from RefSeq and is a predicted model, not a curated record. The coding region runs from base 1 to 963 and encodes 320 amino acids. The transcript has 6 exons. NCBI's taxonomy places the organism in Eukaryota, Metazoa, Chordata, Actinopteri, Perciformes, Percidae.
AUGCGAAGGACAAGCUCCCCGCUGGCUGAUGAUGAAGCACGGCCCAGUGGCCGAAGGUUGUCGUGGUUCACGCCACCCCCGCGAGCCCGCAUCCGCCGGGACAGCGGAGUGACGGUACCAUCCAUCGCUCCAGAGGCGAGGACUGAUCGCAUCGGUGGGCAUCAGGUGACCCUGGUUCACCCUUAUGAGGCUAUCCAGGUGCUGAAGAGGCUGAACAGUGAAGAACCUGACAGGAUUAGCUUUUUGAGCGUCUUCCGCUCAGGCUCCAUCUCUGAAACUACCAUCUGUAAUGUGUGCCUACGUCCAACCCAGCCGCUGUGCAACUACACCGACCUCCGUACAGGCGAGCCUUGGUUCUGCUACAAGCCCAAGAACCUGAGCUGUGAUGCCAGGAUCAACCACGCCAUGGGACAUUACAACCAAAUCUUGAAGGCCACAGAGGAGAAGCUCUUCCAAAGUGGUGUCAACUUGAAAGUGUACAUCCGGGCUUCAGGACCUGCCAGUGUCACCGUGUUGCCAAAAAAGCCAGGUCAACCAGAGGUGGAGAGCAGCAUUGCCAAGGUUGGACCCUCUGGCUAUUACUACCAGGGGGUUUGGCACGUUUUUGGCAUCUGGGCUCACUUUGGAACUUUUCCCAUGGAGAUCUACAUCCGGCGACUGCUGAACAUCCGGAGGGCGGUGGUGCGGCUUCUGGACAGGGCUCCAGACACGCUGGUUGUCAUCCGGACUGGGAACCCCAAAGUGAUGCCACUUUGGUCGUCGCUAGUUGUCAGCGACUGGCACGCGCUGCAGUGUAAUAAGGUGCUCAGAACCAUGUUCGAAGGACUGAACGUUCACCUGAUCGAUGCCUGGGAGAUGGUCAUUGCCCACCACCUGCCGCACAACCUCCACCCACCACGUCCCAUAAUUGAGAAUAUGGUUAACGUUAUUUUGUCCUACACGUGUCCUCAAUCAAGCGGCUAGAUGUGUGUUUGUUGAG